Molecule: messenger RNA, 2106 nt
Organism: Entelurus aequoreus (snake pipefish)
Lineage: Eukaryota; Metazoa; Chordata; Actinopteri; Syngnathiformes; Syngnathidae
Exons: 3
Coding region: 161-769 (202 amino acids)
Biological process (GO): negative regulation of neuron apoptotic process; ciliary neurotrophic factor-mediated signaling pathway
Molecular function (GO): ciliary neurotrophic factor receptor binding
Source: RefSeq, a predicted model, not a curated record
UUCCCGGGGAUUGGGGCGGAGGUUCCCGGGGAUUGGGGCGGAGGUUCGGCCGGAGAAGCUUCGACCUCACGCCGACGGGAAAGAUGGAAGUCAAUAGUCGGUGAGGAGUGGACGGAGCGGGGAUUGGUUACCUGCGACGUGUCGGAGGACCGAGGCGACCAUGGCAGACCGGCGGACGAGCGGCGGCAGCGAGCGGCAGUUUGACAAGAAGUCUGCGGUCAGAGCAGCUUCCGUCGGCCGCCUGCUGAAGCGGGAAUGUUGGAGCCUCUUGGACUUUUACAGUAAGAGGGAGAACCUCCCUGCCGAUGUGGGCGGGGCAGACCCCCGCCUGGUGUCGGUCCCGCCCCCGUCCUCCCAGCUGGACUCCCGGGACCAGCUGUGGCGCCUCCACGUGGCCCUGCUGCAGUGCCGCAGCCUGAUGGAGAGCGCCAUCGCUAAGGAGGACGAGGAGCUGGGCGCGGGCCAGGACCAGGACCAGGGCCAGUACGCCAGCCUGAGGUCCACGGUGAAGGAGAGGCUCAAGCUCCUCGCCUUCUGCGUCUCAGAACUGCUCGGUGCCGGGGACGGCCCGGCCGUGCCCACACCCGCCUCCGGUGACAGCUUGGAGCGAGCGGACGGCAGUCUUUUCGAGCUGAAGCUGUUGGUGCUGCGCAUCUUCCAGGAGGUGGACUACUGGGCCAAGACUGCGGUGGCCAUCUUGCAGACUCUGUCCAAGGAGCCGGCCAGGAACACCCGCCUGAGGAGGAGCAUCCGCAGCACCCGGAGAUGAAGUGCAGGUGCAAGGGUGAGGGCACAGGGUACUACGCACGUUCCUCGCUCCUGUUUCCGACACGUUCCAUUCGCUUCGUUUUGGACUGCAAGGAUGCAUUUGUCAGUGUAUUUGUCACCAGCGAUACUAAAACAUGGAUUAUUGCAAAGGUGUCCAAAGUCUGCCCGGCGGCCAUUUUUAAACAACCCUGCAAAAUUCAUUAAAUACUAUUACAAGAAAAACCACAUAAAAUUGGAAUUAAAGAGCAAAUGGCAGGAGAAAAAGUUUCAAUGUUGACUAAUAACAGAAAGCUGCCAUGCAGGCUGUUGUUUUCUUUAAAACUGUAAUAAUAAUAAUAAUAAUAAUAAUGAAUCAAUGUUAUGAAUUAUUGACCUAUUCAAGGCUCCAAUUACUUCACAUAAAAAAAUCCUCCUUGCAAGAAUUUUUGGGAAAAAUAUUGUUUUAUUUGUGUGUUUUUCAUUAAAAAAAAGAAAAGGACAUAAAACGAACAUAAAGAAAUGCUAAAAACCUAAAAUCCACAAAUAGAUCUGAAGUUGAUGUAGACAUUUGGGCGAUGAAAGUAAAACAAAUAAUGUAAUUUGAACACUUUUGUGACUCCUUUUGGGUCCCCGAGAAUUUUGGUGGAUUUUUUAUUUAUUUAUUUAUUUAUUUUACUGUCAUUGCUGAAAAAAUUAUAAAACUGUAAUAAUAAUAAUAAUAAUGAAUCAAAAAUAAUUGUUGGUAUGAAUUAUUGACCUAUUCAAGGCUCCAAUUACUUCACAUCAAAAAAUCCUCCUUGCAAGAAUUUUUGGGAAAAAUAUCAUUUUAUUUGUGUGUUUUUCAUAAAAACACAGUUUUCUGUGAGAAAAAGGACAUAAAACGAACAAAAAGAAAUGCUAAAAACCUAAAAUCCACAAAUAGAUCUGAAGUUGAUGUAGACAUUUGGGUGAUGAAAGUAAAACAAAUAAUGUAAUUUCAACACUUUUGUGAGUCCUUUUGGGUCCCCGAGAAUUUGUAUUUAUUUUUUUUACUGUCAUUGCUGAAAAAAUAAUAAUGAAUCAAAAUCAUUGUUGGUAUGAAUUAUUGACAUAUUCAAGGCUCCAAUUACUUCACAUCAAAUUUUCCUCUUUGCAAAAAUUGUUGGGGAAAAUAUGUUAUUUUUUGUGUGUUUUUCAUAAAAACUCAGUUUUCUGUGAGAAAAAGGACAUAAAACGAACAUAAAGAAAUGCUAAAAACCUAAAAUCCACAAAUAGAUCUGAAGUUGAUCUGGACAUUUGGAUGAUGAAAGUAAAAAAAUAAAAUAAUGUAAGACUUCAUUUGAACACUUUUGUGAGUGGACUCCUUUUGGGUCCCAGAGA